CUAUGGCAACUGGAAACGCUUCUCCUCCAAAAGGACACGUAUUUAAACUAUAGCCAAGCACUAAGCUACACCAGCCAAGCUUUGAGCCAAAACUUGCAAGGACUAAGAAAGAAAGGCCCAAUAAGGAGAUUAAGCAAGCAGCUAAUCUACUUUUUACAAGAGAAUUGGAAAAGAAUUUGGGUUUUGGCACUAUGGGUCAUGAUAAUGAUUGGCUUAUUCACAUGGAAAUUCUUUCAAUACAAGCAAAAAGAUGCUUUUCGGGUCAUGGGUUAUUGUCUUCUAACAGCUAAAGGUGCAGCAGAAACAUUAAAGCUCAAUAUGGCUCUCAUUCUCUUGCCCGUCUGCAGAAAUACCAUCACCUGGCUCAGGUCCACAAAGUUGGGUUACUUGGUUCCAUUUGACGAUAACAUAAACUUUCACAAGACUAUUGCAGCUGCAAUUGUAAUUGGUGUCAUUCUCCAUGCUGGAAAUCACCUUGCCUGUGAUUUUCCAAGGCUUAUAAACUCAUCUGAUAAAGACUAUGAUGAUUACUUGAAAAAUGAUUUUGGAGGACAUAAGCCCACAUAUGCUAAAUUGGCAAGAGGGGCUGAGGGCGUGACGGGAAUUCUAAUGGUUAUCUUCAUGGCAAUUGCAUUUACUCUUGCGACUCGAUGGUUCAGGCGAAGUCUUAUUAAGUUUCCAAAACCUUUUGAUAGACUCACUGGGUUCAAUGCAUUCUGGUAUUCUCACCAUUUAUUUGUCUUUGUAUACAUCCUGCUCAUCAUUCAUGGAGUAUUCCUCUAUUUGGUGCAUAAAUGGUACCUAAAGACGACAUGGAUGUAUCUUGCUGUUCCAGUUUUACUUUAUGCUGGAGAAAGAGCCCUGAGAUUUUUUCGUUCUGGCUUUUAUACUGUCCAGCUUCGGAAGGUUGCAAUUUAUCCUGGAAAUGUCCUCACAUUGCAAAUGUCAAAGCCUUCCCAGUUCCGAUAUAAGAGUGGACAGUAUAUGUUUGUUCAAUGCCCUGCUGUUUCUCCAUUUGAGUGGCAUCCAUUUUCCAUUACCUCCGCUCCUGGUGAUGACUACCUUAGUGUUCACAUCCGGCAACUAGGUGACUGGACACAAGAACUUAAAAGAGUAUUUUCUGAGGCAUGCGAACGUCCUGUGGCUGGGAAAAGUGGACUUCUCAGGGCUGACGAAACAACCAAAAAAAGUUUGCCAAAGCUCUUGAUAGAUGGUCCUUACGGUGCCCCAGCACAAGAUUAUAGGAAAUAUGAUGUCCUGUUACUUGUUGGUCUUGGGAUUGGAGCAACCCCUUUCAUCAGCAUUCUAAAAGAUUUACUUAAUAACAUUGUCAAAAUGGAGGAGCAGGCAGAAUUGGGAUUAGAUAUAAGUAGGACGUCAGACUUAAGUGUAGGAAGCAAUGAUGGUUCUAGUCACAAUAACAGAACUUCUCCAAAACGUAAAAAGACUCUAAGGACUACCAAUGCUUACUUCUAUUGGGUAACCAGGGAGCAAGGUUCCUUUGAUUGGUUCAAAGGGGUCAUGAAUGAAGUUGCGGAGCUUGAUCAAAGGGGUGUAAUUGAAAUGCACAAUUACUUAACCAGUGUGUAUGAAGAAGGUGAUGCCCGAUCAACCCUCAUUACUAUGGUCCAAGCCCUAAACCAUGCAAAGAACGGUGUAGAUAUUGUUUCUGGCACUAGAGUCCGAACCCAUUUUGCAAGGCCUAAUUGGAAGAAGGUUCUCUCCAAAUUAUGCUCCAAGCAUUGUAAUGCAAGAAUAGGAGUUUUUUACUGUGGAGCACCUGUCUUGGCUAAAGAACUCAGCAAGCUCUGCUAUGAGUUUAAUCAAAAGGGUUCCACCAAGUUUGAGUUUCACAAAGAGCAUUUCUAAAGAGACAAUUGGGGGUGCGUAUAUAACUAUCUUUCAAUACACUUUCAGUCCUGAAUUCUAACCCUGCACACUAAAGAAUUCUACAAUAAUUUUACCCACGAAGCAUUUGUACAGUAUUGGGUAUAAAAGGAUAAAAAGGGAAGCGCCCCCUAAAUAGAGGUAAUAAACAAAUCUAUUCAGUAGCUUAUAUUAAUAGAAGCAGAGAAGAAAACAAAUCAUUUUGGCUAAUGAGAUGGCUAAGCCUAAGGGUUGCAGCGAUAAACCAUUGCCAAUUUAGUGCUAGAGGAAGAGCUAAAGCGAUUUCUGGGGUGGAAGAGUGCGUUACAGCUGCAAUGGAGAGAUUGACAUAAUUGAUAAGAAUAUGGCUAUUAUGCUUGAUUGGUAGACAUCAUUAUGAGUAUAGCAGAGGACAGUUACUGAAAGAGACAGAAUUAGAGGUAAGGUUGUGGAAUAUGGAGGUGGAGAUUAUCCUAUGAAAUUUUACUAGUAAUUGUUUUAGGGGGUCGAAGAGAAAAUUCUUUUGGAAUGUCAAUGCUUAAACCAGUCAAUCCAUGCAAUGGUAUUUAGUUACUUGAUUAGAAUAAGCAAAUUUAUGUAAAUGGUAUACUUUUGUUUUUUUUGUUUGGUUCUUUACAUUAUUGGUGAGGAAUUAUUUAAAAUAUUCUAGGGAGGAAUAUUAUUAGGAUACCACUGGAAAGUAAAUGGGUCAAUUCUGUUACCAAGUGAUUUUGUAUUUUGUUGAGAAUUGUAUACAGUAAUAAUACAGUUGACACGUGAUAUUUUCACAUU
This is a messenger RNA of Jatropha curcas, 2658 nucleotides long. Its product is annotated as respiratory burst oxidase homolog protein A. Lineage: Eukaryota; Viridiplantae; Streptophyta; Magnoliopsida; Malpighiales; Euphorbiaceae. Gene Ontology annotation, cellular component: plasma membrane. Gene Ontology annotation, molecular function: peroxidase activity; NAD(P)H oxidase H2O2-forming activity; calcium ion binding. The record is from RefSeq and is a predicted model, not a curated record.